CAAAGCUGGCUGAUUAGUGGAAAAAUAAAUCAUAAUUCUAAGCAACUAUAACUGGCAGCAGCAAAAGUCUUACCAAAUCCAAAUCGAAAUCUCUUGUUUCGCUCCGCUCCGUUUCGAAUCGUACCCCAGUCUGCCCAGAUGGACAUGCACUUCCAGUACAAGAAGGAUCACACGUUCGACAAGCGCCGCAACGAAGGCGACAAGAUCCGGCGCAAAUAUCCGGACCGUGUGCCUGUAAUCGUCGAGAAGGCCCCGAAGACCCGCUAUGUCGAGCUGGACAAGAAGAAGUACCUGGUGCCGGCCGACUUGACGGUGGGCCAGUUCUAUUUCCUCAUCCGCAAGCGCAUCAACCUGCGUCCCGACGACGCCCUCUUCUUUUUUGUGAACAAUGUGAUACCUCCGACAUCGGCCACCAUGGGAGCACUCUACCAGGAGCACUUCGACAAGGACUACUUCCUUUACAUUUCAUAUUCCGAUGAGAACGUCUACGGACGUCAAUAGACUCGGGUUUGCCCCGCUUAAUCGUUUUGGUGGUCGGUUGAGUUUCAAUUGUCACUUUUCGCCAUUCGCAAGUUCAUCAAUAAAAUGACUGGUCCUAGCCAGCUAACCAGCAGCUAACGGCGUCAUCAUGGCCCACGCUGGGUAAAACAA
This is a messenger RNA of Drosophila rhopaloa, 651 nucleotides long. Its product is annotated as gamma-aminobutyric acid receptor-associated protein. Gene Ontology annotation, biological process: autophagosome assembly; cellular response to nitrogen starvation; macroautophagy. Bases 139 to 501 code for a protein of 120 amino acids. Gene Ontology annotation, molecular function: GABA receptor binding; ubiquitin protein ligase binding. The record is from RefSeq and is a predicted model, not a curated record. NCBI's taxonomy places the organism in Eukaryota, Metazoa, Arthropoda, Insecta, Diptera, Drosophilidae. The transcript has a single exon. Gene Ontology annotation, cellular component: autophagosome membrane; autophagosome; cytosol.